This is a messenger RNA of Trichoderma breve, 1710 nucleotides long. RefSeq names its product cobW/HypB/UreG, nucleotide-binding domain-containing protein. Bases 1 to 1710 code for a protein of 569 amino acids. The transcript has 7 exons. NCBI's taxonomy places the organism in Eukaryota, Fungi, Ascomycota, Sordariomycetes, Hypocreales, Hypocreaceae. The record is from RefSeq and is a predicted model, not a curated record.
AUGGGGUUGCGACGAACCACUAAGUCAAAGAAGAGCAAAAGGUCGGAAGACUUGGUGCCAUCCAAGCCUUUACCUGUGACGCUCCUGUCUGGUUUUCUAGGGUCAGGCAAGACAACGCUCCUACAGCACAUUUUAAAAAGCAACCAUGGGCUUCGUAUAGCUGUUGUGGUGAAUGACAUUGGAGCUAUCAAUGUCGAUGCAUCUCUCAUUCAAAAGACUCACACCCUUACAAAAACCAAUGAAAAGAUCAUUGCGCUACAGAAUGGAUGCAUCUGCUGUACUUUGAGAGGAGACUUGCUCGAGGAGCUUGUGCGCAUCUCUCAGCUUCAGAAAUUUGACUACAUCAUCAUUGAAAGCAGUGGCAUUAGUGAGCCAGAGCAGGUUGCUGAGACUUUCGAUUCUCGCCUUGCAGAGCAGAUGAGCCUCUUGACUGAAGGCGAAGGCGCUGCUGAACUUGACGAAGACAUGAUUAAGGUUUUGAACAAAUUGAAGAAAGCCGGAGGGCUAGAAAAAUUCGCCCAUUUGGACACGACCGUUACAGUCAUUGAUGCUUUUACGAUGCUGAACGACUUUGAUACAGCGGAUUUGUUGUCUGGACGGAGGGAUGAUGUUGUUCCGGAAGAUGAGAGAUCCGUGUCGGACCUUAUGGUUGACCAGAUUGAGUUUGCGGACGUGAUCAUCUUGAACAAGAUUGAUAUGAUCAACGACGAGACAAAGGCUCGGGUACUUGAUCUUGUUAAACAGCUGAACCACCGGGCCAAGAUAAUAGAGUCUAAGUAUAGCAAAGUGGACGUCAAAGAGCUGGUCAACACAGGCCUCUUCGAUCUCGGACGUGCGCAAACUGGGUAUGGUUGGCUGCAGGAUUUGCACGCCAUGACUGUGCGCGAGGUAAAUGGCCGCAAUGUGGUAACUCCUAAGCCGGAGACGGAGGAGUAUAAUGUGCAAAGCUUCAUCUAUUCACGUUACCGGCCUUUUCAUCCAAGGCGGCUCUUUGCACUGUUGUAUGAUAAGUUUAUCUUGCAGAUGGAGCAUCCUGACGAUGACGAUGAUGAUGAAGAAGAUGAAGAAGAAGAUGAAGGAGAAGAGGGAGACGAAGGGCAGUCUGACGAAGACAAGUCAGAUUCGACAUCUCCCUCUCACUCCCCAUCAACUCCCCAAACCGAGGCAUCUUCUCAAGGUGAUGGCAAAGACACCAACGACAUGGACGUCGACCCCUUGAUGAUGCCCUCAAACGAAGUGAUUCUCGCCAAUAAGCGCGCUCACCCAACACUCGCCCGGCUCUUCCGCUCCAAGGGCGAAUUCUUCCUGGCCACACGACCUCACCGCGCCGGCGAAUGGUCUCAAGCCGGGGCCAUGCUCACUCUCACGGGAGGACGUUCAUGGUUUUGCACUUUGCCGGAAGAAGAGUACACGACGGGAAGCCCCGACAUAGAUACUCUGGUGCAGCAUGACAUUGCCAAGGGCGGCGAGUGGGGAGAUAGGAGGCAUGAGAUUGUCUUUAUCGGCGAAGGACUGGACCAUGAGGGCUUGGAGAAGAUGCUUGAUGCAUGUCUGCUAACGGAUGGGGAGUAUGAGGAGUGGAAGACGGUUAUGAGGAAGGAUGGGGUAGAGGAGGAGGAGAGGAGGAGGAUGUUGCAGGAGUUAUUUGAAGAUGGGUUUCCGGAUUGGAGCGGAGAUGAUGAGGAAGGGCACGAGGGGCAUGAUCAUUAA